Messenger RNA from Hansenula ciferrii, 1458 nucleotides. RefSeq names its product MATE family efflux transporter. Gene Ontology annotation, biological process: xenobiotic detoxification by transmembrane export across the plasma membrane. Lineage: Eukaryota; Fungi; Ascomycota; Saccharomycetes; Phaffomycetales; Wickerhamomycetaceae. The record is from RefSeq and is a predicted model, not a curated record. The transcript has a single exon. Gene Ontology annotation, cellular component: membrane. Bases 1 to 1458 code for a protein of 485 amino acids. Gene Ontology annotation, molecular function: xenobiotic transmembrane transporter activity; antiporter activity.
AUGUCUCAAUUACCAAUUGUGGGAACAUAUGGAAAUGAAGAACCAGCUGAUCUAUUUCAAAGAGAUAAUGAAGAAUUACAUUCAGUUAAUAGUGAUCACGAGAUCAUAGAGACAAGUUAUAAAAAUGAAUUGAAGAUUAUGGGAAAGUCAACAUUGCCAUUAGUAUUCACUACAAUGUUACAAUAUUCAAUGACCACUGUGUCAGUGCUAGUAGUGGGACAUAUUGGUGAAAAGGAAUUAGCAGCUGUAUCUUUAGCAAAUGUCACAUUCGUUUUGGCUUCUUCAACAUUUAUCGGUAUGUCAACUUGUUUAGAUACUCUAUGUCCACAAGCUUUUGGUGCUGGGAAAUAUCAUCUAGUUGGGUCUUACUUGCAAAGAUGUGUUGCAAUCUGCUUCUUAAUAGCUCUACCAUUAAUGGUAUUAUUCUAUCAUAGUAAUGCAAUUCUGAAAUAUAUUGUUCCUGAGCCAGUGAUUGGAGAAAUGGCACAAUCCUAUCUAAGAACUAUAUCAGUCGGUCUUCCAGGUUACAUCCUUUUUGAAAAUAGUAAAAGAUUUUUACAAGCUCAAGGAAAUUUUCAUGGUGGUCAAUACGUGCUGUUUAUUUGUGCUCCAUUAAAUAUUUUAUUCAAUUAUCUGUUCGUUUUCAGCUUUGAUUUUGGUCUUCAAGGUUCUGCUGCUGCUGUUGCGUUGAAUUAUUGGCUUAUGACAAUACUUCUGUUUUCAUAUGUUGCAUUCAUUGAUGGUAAAAAAUGUUGGAAUGGGUUUGUAAUUAGUGAAAUUACAAAAGGAUGGGGAGAAAUGCUGAAAUUGGCACUACCAAGUAUUAUUAUGAUCCAAGCAGAAUUUUUAGCGUUUGAAAUUAUCACACUGUCAUGCUCAUUCUUUGGAACAACAUCAUUAGCUGCCCAGUCUGUUGUUGCAACUGCUGCAUCAUUGGCAUUCCAAAUCCCAUUUUCAGCUAGUAUAGCAGCAACAACCAGAAUUGGUAAUCUUAUAGGUUCAAACUCCAUUUAUGCCGCUAAAAUUGCCGUUGAUGUUACAUUGUACUCAUCUUUCAUAACGGGUCUCUUCAAUUUCAUAAUUAUAUUUUUCUUUAAACAAAAAAUUUCCAACAUAUUUACGUCUGAUUCAGCAGUUGCAGCUAGAGCAGCAUCAGUUUUCACAGUUGUUGCAUUCAAUCAAUUUCCGGAUUGUUUAAAUAUUCAUUCUGCAGGAUGCUUACGUGCUCAAGGUCGCCAAAAGAUUGGUGGAUAUCUAAACUUGUUCUCAUACUAUGUGGUCUCAAUACCUCUUGCAAUGCUUUUUGGCUUCAUCUUUAAAUGGGAAGUGGAAGGUCUAUGGGGAGGUUUAAUGUGUGGUGUUAUCACUUUAGCUGGACUCUCAUAUUACUACGUCCGUGGAUCUGACUGGGAUCAAAUAGUAUUAAAGUCUAGAGAAAGGCAUACUGUCAUUGUAUAA